CUCGGCCCCGCCCACGGCCCUCCGCGCUUGGGUUCCGCUCUCCCGCCGAGCGGCGGCGGCGGGACUCCCGCUGCGCAGGAUCCAGGCUGGGGUCUUCUGGCUUUGGCCGUUGACUGAUAUGUCUUCUUUCGAACUUCAAGCACAGGUUGCUUUACAAACGUUUUUAAAGGGCCCCCGGUUGUCUUCCUGAAAUGAGUCUGGUUCUCAGAAACGUGCAGCGAGCUAUCCCGCUCCGAAGAGUGCCGCUCCGCCAGAGGAUGGAGAUAGUCAGGAGUAUUUUAGGGGUCCAGAAAUUCGACCUGGGGAUCAUCUGUGUUGACAACAAGAGUAUUCAGCACAUCAACAAGAUCUACAGAGAGAAAAAUUUCCCAACCGAUGUGCUUUCUUUUCCAUUUCAUGAGAAUCUGAAAGCGGGUGAAAUUCCCCAACCAGAUUUUCCAGAUGACUAUAAUCUGGGGGACAUUUUCCUAGGAGUGGAGUAUAUCUUCCAGCAGUGCAAAGAAAAUGAAGAUUACUACGACAUCCUGACCGUGACUGCCACCCAUGGGCUCUGUCAUCUACUGGGCUUCACCCACAGCACGGAGGCCACUUGGCAGAAGAUGUACCAGAUGGAGAAGCAGGUUCUCGAGGAGCUGGGCCGGCGCACUGGGCUCAGGCUCCAGCCCCUGAGCAGGGACCUCUUUUGAUGAUCACAGCCGAAGAUGCAGGUUUACCUGAGAGACCCUCCAGAACACGGGGACAGUGUGUGGAUGGGAGCCACCCCCUCCCUUCGGGCCCCGGGGAUCAGAGACUCCACCACACUGAGGGUCCUGCUGGGCAGCGCCCAAGCUGGAGCUAAAUUCCGUAAGUGGAACUAUUUCUUAAAGCAUGAGAGAAAUUUCCACUCAUGUCUUUACUGAGAACACAGCAGACAUGUUAUCUUCAGUAUUGUAAAUAAAACAAUUCUAAACCCUCA
Phyllostomus hastatus (greater spear-nosed bat) is the source of this 955-nucleotide messenger RNA. RefSeq names its product ybeY metalloendoribonuclease (gene YBEY). The transcript has 5 exons. Lineage: Eukaryota; Metazoa; Chordata; Mammalia; Chiroptera; Phyllostomidae. Gene Ontology annotation, molecular function: metalloendopeptidase activity. The record is from RefSeq and is a predicted model, not a curated record. The coding region runs from base 192 to 686 and encodes 164 amino acids. Gene Ontology annotation, biological process: rRNA processing.